This is a messenger RNA of Scheffersomyces coipomensis, 1507 nucleotides long. Its product is annotated as mitochondrial 54S ribosomal protein mL38. The transcript has a single exon. The record is from RefSeq and is a predicted model, not a curated record. The coding region runs from base 211 to 1389 and encodes 392 amino acids. NCBI's taxonomy places the organism in Eukaryota, Fungi, Ascomycota, Pichiomycetes, Serinales, Debaryomycetaceae.
UCUUUACUGUAUCGUGUAGCAUUAAAAAAAGGCGUGUAAAUUAUAUCAUAGUUUAAAUAUAGUCGUGUGCGUAAAUUCUAGUCUGUCCAUUUUUGGUUUGUGCCAAAUAAAUUUUUUUUUCAUUUCGAGUUAAGUUGAAAAACUAUAAGAAAGCUUUUAAAGGGGUUACUUAUCUACCAUUCUACCUUCAUAAUUAUACCUGUUAUAAGGAUGAGUCAAUCAUUAAGAAGCACGAGAGUCACUUCUCUUUUAAAGAAUUUCAAAAGAUUGGAAAGUAGUAGCUCUAAAACUCAGAUAAAAGAUGCAUGGACUGAUUUCAAUUUUAGACCAACAUCAUUAAAGAUUGAUAAUGAUGAUAUUAAAAAGGGGGUAUUUGAUAAGAUUAAUGAACAACAAGGUCCUCAUUCCAUAGAGAAUUAUACUCAAAAGUUAUCUUAUCAUUCUCCAAAUGAAAUUGAUGAAACUUUUAAACAAGCUUAUGAAAUCUUACAACAUGAAGCAAAUAUAAAAUAUACUCAUGUUAAAGGGAUGGAAAAGAAAUUAUCAGAAUCUAAUAGUACUGAAUCCACUAUAUCAAUUCAAAAUAGAAUAGAUCAAUUAUUAACUGAAGCUGAAUUAUAUAAUCCGGAAGUAUUAUAUAAUGUUGAAUUCAAUAAACCUGAAUCAUUAGAUAAAUCUCAUCCUGUUUAUAGACAUUAUCUUAAACAAAAAUGGGAAAAAUAUGAUUUAAUGAUUACUAUGCAAAGAUUAGAACAAUUAGGAGUUAUUCCAGAUACUUUACCCACAUUAAAUCCAAAAGCUGAUGUUAAAGUUAAAUUUCCUCAUAAUUCCGAAUCUCAAUUUAGUAAUUGGAUAGUUCCAGGUGAAGUAUUACCAGCCUUUGCAGUUGAACAACCUCCAACUGUUCAAAUUCAAGAAUUUGAAACAGUUAAUCCAAAUCAAUUAUAUACUGUUAUAGUAGUUAAUCCUGAUUCACCUGAUUUAUCAACCAAUUCAUUUUCAACAACUUUACAUUAUGGGUUACAAAAUAUUCCUCUUAAUAAUGUCAAUAAUAUAAUAGAUUGUCAAACCUUAUUGAAUGAUGUUGAAGAUAAAUUCACUUUUAAAUCAUAUGUACCAUUAUUACCCGAAAAGAAUGCUGGUAAAUAUCAAAGAGCAUGUUUAUGGGUAUUCAGACAAUCUGAACCAUUACAAUUAUCAUCAUCAACCAUAUCAAGUGAAAAGUUUGAUAUUAGACAAUUUGUCGCUUCAAAUAAUUUAAAUCCAAUUGGAGCUCAUGUUUGGAGACAAGUGUUUGAUAGAAGUGUUCCUGAAAUUAGACAAAAAUAUGGUUUACCAAAGGGUAGAGUAUUCCAUAGAGUUAGAGGUACUGAUCCAAUUAUUGAAUAAACAAGUUACAUACAUUCCAUCCCUCCUUCCUUCCCCCUCCCUCCCUGUAUAUAUAGUUCUUCUCGCUCUUUUAUGUACAUAGAUAACAAAUAUAAAGCAUUAAUGAACUUGAAACUGC